Messenger RNA from Dreissena polymorpha, 1675 nucleotides. Its product is annotated as failed axon connections homolog. NCBI's taxonomy places the organism in Eukaryota, Metazoa, Mollusca, Bivalvia, Myida, Dreissenidae. The coding region runs from base 582 to 1430 and encodes 282 amino acids. Gene Ontology annotation, cellular component: cytoplasm. The transcript is spliced from 7 exons. The record is from RefSeq and is a predicted model, not a curated record.
GUAUGUGAAUAUAUCCGCGUGACUGAGUAAAAAAUAUUAUAAGCUCUUGCUACGUAUUCGGAUAUCUUGAAUUAAAAUACUUUAGAUGAGUUUAAAUUACGUGCAUAAUAAAUAACAUGCUUUAAUCAGCAACAACGUCAACGGUCAGCGGAUAUAAACAAUUCAAUAGAAGAAAUGGAACAGUUAUUAAUAACAAUUGAAAAAUUACCGCGGUCAUGUUUCAACCAAUAAAAGAUCUAUCUCUUACAAGCAUCAAACAGAAACUUAUGUUGUACAAUAGAAAAGACUGGAUCAUCGGAGAGAUAGGAAUAAAAUACUGUUACUGACGGCGAAAACUCCGAACAGACAAAACACAGAUUUAGAAAUAGGAGUUUAAAAAAGUGAAACUAUUGUAGAAACACGUGUGGUAAAACAAACUAAUGCAGUUGGAAGGAAAGAAACACAGUCUUAGCUCUUAGCAAUAAAGUGCAACGACGAGAGUUUACAUAUUGUGUAAUAAAGGAUUUAAUUUAAAACAGAAAUUUGUAUAACUUGUUGCAUUGAUUUUUACCGCUAUAUACAUAUCAUCGCUCAAGGUUGCCAUGGAGAUAAUCACGUGGUGCGUCACGUGCACUGUGCUAGCGGCGGGAACUGUUUACAUCGUCAGAAAGCGGCGCCAGCAGUUUGAACCGAGACAAUGCGGGAAGGACUACCCAGCGGACACCGUGAUUCUGCACCAGUUCCCUCGCGGACCACGUGCGCCGAGCAUGUCCGGCUUCUGUCUCAAACUAGAGACCUUCCUACGUAUGACCAACAUCCCCUACAAGAACGAGCUUGGCUACAAGACAGGCCCCAAGGAUAAGUCGCCCUGGAUCGAGUAUAACGGUGCGACCAUGGGGGACUCGCAGAUGAUCAUGGAAUACCUGAGCGAGAAAUGUCAGGUUGACCUUGACAAACACCUGUCCGACCACCAGAAGGCGCUGGGGCGGGCGAUACGGGUACUAGCGGAAGACCAUAUGUACUGGUUGGUUCUGCUAGAGAGGUGGGUGUAUCACCGGGCGGAGACUAAGGCGGAAAAACUCACCAAGUUGCCAUCGCUUUUCGUCUGGGAGAUUGGCAGACGAACAAAUAACCAAGCGCAUGCGCAGGGCCUUGGACGCCACACUCAACCGGAAGUGGAGAGACUGUUGCGUGAAGAUUUGAAGGCUAUUUCUGAUUUCUUAGGAGACAAGAAGUUCCUAUUUGGUGACGACGCAUGCGCCGUGGAUUGCGCCGUGUUCGGUCAACUGUGUCAGGUGAUGUGGCACGUUCCCAGUGUUGUCACCGCGAAGGCGUACCUUGAAGAGUCUUUGCCGAACUUGAAAAGUUACGUUGAGCGCAUGCGCACUGCGUACUGGCCUGACUGGGACGAGUGUGUAACCGACUGCUUCACAAAAGAACCGACAAAAUAAACAGACCCGACCAAAUAAAAAUAUUUUCGUUGCUAUGAGAAAUUGAUGUGAUUUGCCUUUCAUCAAAGGCUCCACAGGGUACAUAAAUAUCAAACAAAAAGCAAAGUGGCAUAUUAUAAAUAUCAAACAAAAUGCAAAGUUGCAUAUUAUUAAAAUGCCAUUAAGCAAAUUUAAUAGGGCGGGUAUUCACAAUUAUGUUUUCAAUUUGUAAACACAAAUAUAUCAUCUUUAGUAUUUAAUGUAGC